Molecule: messenger RNA, 357 nt
Organism: Laetiporus sulphureus 93-53
Lineage: Eukaryota; Fungi; Basidiomycota; Agaricomycetes; Polyporales; Laetiporaceae
Exons: 1
Coding region: 1-357 (118 amino acids)
Source: RefSeq, a predicted model, not a curated record
AUGGAUCUUGAACCGCAACCACCAUCUUCUUCCGCUAGCGCCGGGGGCUCGUCCUCCUCGUCAACGGAACUCGUGCACACAGACUACACCCCCAAACUUACACUAGCUGUCCGACAGGCCUUACGGCAAUGGCAGGCUCAGGGACCCUCUGAGCUGCUCACUGACAUCGACUCUCUGAUCGAUGCCGCCUUUGCGAUUCAUCAGGCAGUGUUUCGAGUCGUCGGCCGUGCCGAGCUGUCGACCCGAAAGAACACUGACCUGGACGAUCUCCACAAACAACGUCUUCUAGGAAAUCGUGGUGCGGCAAGGGUGUUAGCCAGCCGGCACCUUCCCGUCUCAUGGGCGCAAUGGGAGUGA